This is a messenger RNA of Orbicella faveolata, 1566 nucleotides long. RefSeq lists its product as uncharacterized. NCBI's taxonomy places the organism in Eukaryota, Metazoa, Cnidaria, Anthozoa, Scleractinia, Merulinidae. Gene Ontology annotation, molecular function: protein binding. The record is from RefSeq and is a predicted model, not a curated record.
UGCAAGAUUUUUCCCGGCCAGGAGGUUCGAACACAAUGUAAAGAGAGGGAAAGACCUGAUCUUGACUUGAAUUUUACUUUCAUAUUUUUGGCUUCCACUUCUUUAUGGAUUUAUGGUGACUCAAAGAGCGGUAGACAGCGGGGUAGUGCGGGGUGGGGGUGGGGUGGGGAAGGGAGUAAUUUCCGUUCGUCACUCUUUCGUGUCCUGCUCCCCCACCCUCCGCCCCCCUCUAUAGUAACUGUUGAUUCCAGGGGGUGUUUUGCGUAUUGAAAAUCCCGGUAGCGGUGCGAGUGAUCAGUGAUCCUAAUCUGGAUCAUCUUGUAGAAACGUUCCCUAUAGUAUUUAUAUAUAGGAUUUACAGACUGCUCCGGGUACAAUUUGGAGAACUUCCCAUCACCAUUUUGAAAGAAAUGAGAAGAAAUUUGACACAAGCUUAAUCUGACGUUUUUUGAUCCCAUGGCAACCGGGGAUUCCCCUUCUCAUGUCCAAAUAUAGUUCCAGACUUUCUCGUCCACUUGGACAUGAUGAAGUAAACAAAAUGGCGACUGGGGGAGACGAGGACGCCGCUUAUUCCUCUUUUACCGACUCUUUCCCUUCCAGUUCGUCGUCAUUCUCAAGUAGGUCUGUUUCAGAAUCUUACAGCAGCUGUGGACUCACAAGUGGUUCUGAAGGUGACACGCAGUCGUUUGCAGACGAAGGAAUAUACGGCUGGAUCUGUUCUUUGAUAGAAAAAGGGAAAGUCGCUCGAUUUAUAAAUCGCCAAGUGGGAAUUUACGAGCUGGACUGGCAAGAUGUUGUCUGGAAAUACUGGUUUGAAUUUCGAGAUCCAAAACGUACCAAAAACGUCAAGUUUAAUCAUAGAACGGCGAGCAAUAAUUUAAGAGCUGCUCUGUUAAAUUCCUACAAAGACAAAGGUGCUGAAGAAUAUCCAGAAAAGAAGGUGUUGGAUAGAAGAAAUAAGACGAUCAAACGCAGCUUUAGAAUGCCGUCAACUGUGAUCGAGAAACUAUCAAAUUGCACGGGACCAGAUAAAACUGCUAGUACUAAAGUUGGUUUGAAGACCUCAGUGCACGUGGGAGGAGAGCCAUUUUCACCAGAUUUGCUCACAACAGAGCAACCUAAUGAAGAAGCUGCGUAUAAUUCAGCACGCUCCCGUUUGGUCUCUCCCAUAAACUUCAGUUCCCUCAGUGUUGAUAUAGAGGAAUCAGAUCAACUCAUCAAUUUCAUGCUCUUUAAUGAACAACGUCAUGGAGAUGAUCCGAGUUCAUUGAUGAGUGAUCAGGAUUUGAUGCAGUCCUCAUCAUCCGAUUGGACGGCAGCAAGCCGAUAUGAUGCAGGGUCAUCGGGAUAUGAAAGUGCAGAAGAAAAUCUGAUAAAAGAGAUGGAUCCAAAUGAAGGCCCAUACCAGGUUUGCUAUGUUUUAAUGAAUAGGGAACCCAUUUGGAAUGAUACAAUUUUAAUUUAAAAAUCACUUAUGUAAAUACUUAAGGACGGUGCAUACUAAAUACAAAGGUUUUUGCGCCAGGUUAGGACCAUGCAGAAAAAGUAGAUCUUUGCAAGGGCUAU